UUGGUUAAAUUUAAAUUCGUUUUAUUCCUUAUUUCCACCACCUUAAACUGUGAAGAUUCCAUUUUGGGAUUGAUUGAAUGAUAUAAUCGAAUUGAAUUCAUCAAGUGAAAUAAGCGAUCAAAUCUGAAUUCAAUAACAAUGUCGUUUAAUAAUACUGAAACUAAUGGUGAAAUUGAUCAUUCGGAUGAAUUUUCGCAACUUCUUAACAAAAUUUGCAUGAACGACGAACAUGCCGAUGUGUCGUUCAUCGUUGAAAACAUCAAAAUACCAGCGCAUAAAAUGAUUCUAUCAAUCAGAAGUUCCUAUUUCCAUUCAUUGUUUUGUGGUGGUUUUGCUGAAGCAAAACAAGCUGAAAUUAAGUUAGAAGUUCCAUUAGACGCAUUCAAAGCGAUUUUGAAGUACAUUUACACCGGAUGCUUAUCGCUGACCGAUUUAGAAAGUCAUCAACUAAUCGAAAUUUAUGAUAUGGCAGAACAAUAUGGUUUUGAUACGUUGAAAAACAUCCUAUCGAAAUAUUUAACAGCUAAUGUGACGUUGGAAAAUUGCAUUUCUAUUUUGAAUGCAGCUCAUUUGUAUUCUAUGGAUGAUUUACAAGCCACAUGCUAG
Messenger RNA from Sitodiplosis mosellana (orange wheat blossom midge), 606 nucleotides. Its product is annotated as BTB/POZ domain-containing protein 9-like. The coding region runs from base 139 to 606 and encodes 155 amino acids. Gene Ontology annotation, biological process: adult locomotory behavior; modulation of chemical synaptic transmission; circadian behavior. Lineage: Eukaryota; Metazoa; Arthropoda; Insecta; Diptera; Cecidomyiidae. The record is from RefSeq and is a predicted model, not a curated record. The transcript has 2 exons. Gene Ontology annotation, molecular function: protein binding.